Ficedula albicollis (Collared flycatcher) is the source of this 2991-nucleotide messenger RNA. RefSeq names its product glucosidase alpha, neutral C (gene GANC). Gene Ontology annotation, molecular function: carbohydrate binding; alpha-1,4-glucosidase activity. Lineage: Eukaryota; Metazoa; Chordata; Aves; Passeriformes; Muscicapidae. The transcript has 22 exons. Bases 1 to 2979 code for a protein of 992 amino acids. Gene Ontology annotation, biological process: N-glycan processing; carbohydrate metabolic process. The record is from RefSeq and is a predicted model, not a curated record.
AUGUGCAUGUUACUCUCACUGCCUGAUAAAGCCCGAUUUGAGGCACAGCAGCUUUCCUCCACUCAAAUCCAAGGGUUUAUCAGAAGUGCCGAAAUCCCUCCACCUUCCCCAAGGCCCGUGUGCACCUCUCUCGGUCCGGCGCAGCACGGCCCGGCUCUCCCGAGGCCCGGCCAGGGCAGCCUUCCCUCCCCGCGCUGCGCCCACCGGGGCCGGGCACCGCCGGGGGACCUUCCCUCCUUCGCUCCCUCCCGCGGGCCUCACACGGGCGGCUCUCCCUCCGCCGCCUCCGGACUAUUUCCCGCACAAGCCUGCUCUCCCUUACCGCCACGGCCGACCCGCCAGAGAGGGCUCAAGCCCGGCAGCAGGGCAGGAGACAGCCACGGCCCCGAGCCCCCGCACCAGCUCGCGUCAGGCUCCACAGAGGCGCGGCCCGGGCAGGGACGCCCCCGACCGCAGCCAUCUGCUCUUUCUAGUGUCCAAGAUGAGGCUGUGGACAAAAGCAACUUCAAGAAAUGCAACCAGAUUGCUUUUUACAGGCGUCAGAAACUUCUACAUCCUGGAAAGUCCUUGUAUCGAGUGUUGUUGGAUUCAGUCACAUUAAGUGAUGAGAGUGUCAAAUUCCAAAUCAUUCAUGAAAAGAAUAAGAUUCUUCUACAAGUUGAAAUUUAUGAAAUAGAAGGCAAUAUUUUCAGGCUUAAAAUUGAUGAGGCAUCUCCUCUCAGACCAAGAUACAAAGUUCCUGAUGUUCUUAUAAAGGAACCUACCACCCAGAGACUGUUCAUAUCCCACAGGGAGGCAGGUAUUUUGGUAUUGUCAAGUGUUAAUGAGGACUACAAACUUCAAAUCACAGCAAACCCCUUCCAAGUUGAGCUGCAGUCCAAGGGUGAGACUGUUAUGAGCAUGAAUUCCAAUGGGUUGUUGUAUUUUGAGCACCUACAAUCACCUCCCAGUGACAGAAAACCUACAGCACAAAAUGAGGAGGCAGCAAGCGAUUCCUCUAAGGAAAAACAAGAGGAUCUAGGUCUCUGGCAAGAGAAAUUUGGCAGUUUCUUAGACAUCAAAGCUCAUGGUCCUACUUCUGUAGGUGUGGACUUCUCUUUACAUGGAUAUGACCAUGUUUAUGGAAUACCACAACGCACAGAAACACUUCUUCUCAAAAACACCAGUGAUGGUGAUGCCUACCGGCUCUAUAAUUUGGAUAUUUUCGGCCACAAGAUACAUGACAAAAUAGGCAUUUAUGGUUCAGUACCCCUUCUCUUAGCACACAAGCCUAGCAGAACUUCAGGGAUCUUCUGGCUGAAUUCUUCAGAAACACUGGUGGAUAUUAGUACAAAGGCAGUAGCUGAGCACACUCCAUCCAGAUCUGCUGCAGAGAUUGCUAAGCAGAGAGCUGUGCCUCUGACUGACGUACGCUGGAUGUCAGAAAGUGGGAUCAUUGAUGUUUUCCUACUGAUGGGACCCACUGCAUUUGAUAUCUUCAAGCAGUUUGCACAGCUGACAGGCACUCAAGCCUUGCCCCCACUUUUUUCUCUGGGCUACCAUCAGUGCAGGUGGAAUUAUGAAGAUGAGCAAGAUGUCAAGGCAGUGGAUGCUGGCUUUGAUGCACAUGACAUUCCUUAUGAUGUCAUAUGGCUGGAUAUAGAGCACACAGAUGGCAAGAGGUAUUUUACCUGGGACAAACAGAAAUUCCAGAACCCCAGAAAGAUGCAAGAGCAUCUCAAGAAGAAAAAACGCAAGCUUGUGGUCAUCGUAGAUCCUCAUAUUAAGGUUGAUCCCUCGUAUACCCUGUAUGCACAGGCAAAAGAAAAGGGAUAUUUUGUGAAAGACAGAAAUGGGAAAGAUUUUGAGGGCAUCUGUUGGCCAGGUUCCUCUUGUUACCUGGAUUUCACCAAUCCUGAAGUGCGAAAAUGGUAUGCAGAUCAAUUUGCCUUCAAAACAUACAAGGCAUCCACUAAUAUCCUCUUUGUAUGGAAUGAUAUGAAUGAGCCUUCAGUCUUCAAGGAGGCAGAACUAACAAUGCAGAAAGAUGCUGUGCACUACAAUAACUGGGAGCAUCGGGAAGUGCACAACCUCUAUGGAUUCUACCAGCAAAUGGCAACUGCAGAAGGACUUAUCAGACGUUCUUCAGGAAAAGAGAGACCAUUUGUCCUUGCACGAUCUUUCUUUGCUGGAUCACAGAAGUAUGGGGCAGUGUGGACUGGAGACAACACAGCAGAGUGGAGUUACUUGCAAAUAUCCAUUCCAAUGCUUCUUACCAUCAACAUGACAGGGAUUUCAUUCUGUGGAGCUGAUGUGGGAGGGUUUAUUGGAGAUCCAGAACCAGAGUUACUUGUUCGCUGGUAUCAGGCAGGAGCCUACCAGCCCUUCUUCAGAGGUCACUCUAACAUGGAGAGCAAACGGCGCGAACCGUGGCUCUUUGGGGAGAAGAACACCCAGCUCAUCAGGAGAGCCAUUAGAGAGCGCUACGUCCUCCUGCCCUACUUAUACACUCUGUUCUAUCGGGCACACGCGGCGGCCGAACCCGUCAUGAGGGCUCUCUGGAUAGAGUUUCCAGGGGAAGUGGAAACUUUUGAUGUGGAAAAUGAGUACAUGCUGGGAAAUGCUUUGUUGGUGCAUCCAGUCACAGAGAAAGAGGCCAAGACAGUGACAGUUCUGUUUCCAGGGUCAGAGGAGAUUUGGUAUGACUUCAGAAAAUUUAAGCGAAUGGAAGAUGCAGGCACAGUGAAGAUCCCAGUAACACUGGAGAAUAUUCCUGUAUUCCAGCGGGGAGGCACUGUGAUACCACUGAAGACCACAGCUGGAAAAUCCACUGAAUGGAUGAUAGAUAUUUCUUAUGAGCUCCACGUGGCCUUAGACAAAGAGGCCUGUGCCAUAGGUGAGCUCUACGUAGAUGAUGGACAUUCAUUUCAAUAUCUCCACAAGAAACAGUUCCUGUAUCGGAAAUUCACUUUCCACAAGAAUGUUCUCUCUUCCAGGUAACAGCAAUUAUGG